This is a messenger RNA of Trifolium pratense (red clover), 4789 nucleotides long. RefSeq names its product protein SHORT ROOT IN SALT MEDIUM 1. The transcript has 20 exons. Gene Ontology annotation, molecular function: calcium ion binding. The record is from RefSeq and is a predicted model, not a curated record. Gene Ontology annotation, biological process: regulation of DNA-templated transcription. The coding region runs from base 202 to 4581 and encodes 1459 amino acids. Gene Ontology annotation, cellular component: nucleus. NCBI's taxonomy places the organism in Eukaryota, Viridiplantae, Streptophyta, Magnoliopsida, Fabales, Fabaceae.
CUUGGUAAUAAUAAUAAUGAGAUAACGCACGCACACAGUUUCAGUUUCAGUUUCACUCACUCUCUUCUUUAUAUGAACUCUUUCUAGGGUUUCUUCGCCCUCUUUUUUCCCCAAUUCAAUUUCUCCUCUGCCGAAUCUCCGCACAAAUCCGCUUGCAUCAAUUGUUUCUUCAUUCGGAUUGGUAGUUCUUGAAGGAUCAACAUGUAUUCUUCCAGAGGGAGUGGCGCUUACGGCCAAUCCUACACUGGUCAAUCUGCAUAUGGUCAAAACUUGAGUGCUAAUUAUUCUGGGGCAUCUGUUGGAGGACAUGAUGCUACCCCGCAUUCUGCGGCUUCAAGGCAUUCGGGUGUAUUAGGUAGUUCUCAGGAUGCUGAUGUUGGUAGUUAUAGGGCUCAUACUGCUGUUGCUCAGUAUGGAGGACAGUAUAGUUCUGUUUACGGUUCGGCGGCUGUGAGUACCGCACAGCAGACUCCGUCUUUGAGUACCAAGGGAGCUGGGUCAUCAGCUUUAGAUGCUCGUGGGGGCUACUCAUUGGGUGUUUCAGAUUCACCUAAGUUUGCUUCUAGUGACUAUUUAUCAUCGUCCUCAACCCACGGGUAUGGUCACAAAUCUGAUCAAUUGUACGGUGACAAGAGUUUGGAUUAUUCUGGAUUAGAUAGAAGGCAAUAUGGUGAACGUCAGAGUGGUUACAUUGGUAGGGAUUUAUCAAGUGAUCCAACUGGACGAUAUGCUACUGAUUCUGUUGGAUAUAGUCAUCAACAUCAGGCCACUUUGCUUCGACAAGAGCAAUUGCUGAAAUCUCAGUCCCUGCAAGCUGCCUCACUGGAUGGGGGUACAAGACAAACUGAUUAUCUUGCAGCUAGGGCUGCUGCAAGUCGUCACCCAACCCAAGAUCUCAUGUCUUAUGGAGGAAGGAUUGAUUCUGAGCCCCAUGCUUCAUCAAUGUUAAGUGCUACUUCAUAUAGUGGACAACAUGCACCAUCGAUAUUAGGAGCAGCACCAAGGAGAAAUGUGGAUGAUCUUUUGUAUUCCCAGAAUGCAUCAAAUCCUGGUUAUGGAGUGAGCUUGCCACCCGGUAGGGACUAUGCCAGUGGAAAAGGUAUACAUGGAAAUGCAAUGGAUUUGGAUUACCCAGCAAAUCCGCUGUCUUCUGAUAGGAAGGAUGACCGGGCUAGCUAUCUUCGAGAUUUUGAACUAAGGGAAGAAGAACGACGCCGGGACCGCUUGCGUGAUAGAGAUAGGGACAGAGAAAGGGACAAAGAACGAGAACGAUUGCGAGAACGGGAACGAGAUCGAGAAAAGGAACGCGAAAAGGAGCGCAUGGAGCGGCGUGAAAAGGAGAGGGAGCGUGAUCGCAAACGUGCACUUGAAGUUAAGCUUGAACGAACUCCAGUGAGAUCCUCCAAGGAUCCCCGUAGUACUUCAAAGGAUCCUCGCGGGUCGUCUUUGACAAAGGAGACGAAAUCUUCACGACGGGACUCCCCACAUCGUGGCUCUUUACAUAGGCACCGUUCACCGGUUAAAGAAAAACGGAGAGAAUAUAUCUGCAAGGUUUACCCUUCUUGUUUGGUAAAUAUUGAGAGGGAUUAUCUCUCAAUCGACAAGCGAUACCCGCGACUCUUCAUCUCGCCCGAAUUUUCCAAGGUUGUUGUGAACUGGCCGAAGGAAAACCUUAAACUCUCUAUGCAUACUCCUGUCAGUUUUGAGCAUGAUUUUGUUGAAGAAGAAGGUGCUAGAGACUCAUCCAGUAAGCUUUUGACAGUUCAACCUACAAGUUCAGAACAGAGAAAUACAGUUUGGAAUGCAAAAGUAGUUUUGAUGAAUGGGCUUAGUAGGGGUGCAUUGGAGGAGCUGUCAUCAGAUAAACUUCUUGAUGACCGCAUUCCUCAUAUUUGCAAUUUCCUUAGGUUUGCGAUCCUUAAGAAGGAUCAUUCUUUCAUGGCAGUUGGUGGUCCAUGGGAACCUGCUGAUGGUGGUGAUCCAUCUAAUGAUGAUAGCUCUUUGAUCAGAGCAGCCCUUAGGUUUAUACCUCAAUAUCAUGAUAUGAUAAUUUGCUGCAAAAACUUAUGCUUUCCCUUACUGAAUAAUGGAUAUUUUUCCUACUUUUACAGAUACACAAAGGAUAUCAUUCAGCUUGAUUUGCAGAAGUGUCAACACUGGAAUCGAUUCCUUGAGAUACAUUAUGAUAGAAUCGGUAAAGAUGGUUUCUUCAGCCACAAGGAAAUUACUGUACUUUAUGUUCCUGAUUUGUCUGAGUGCCUCCCUUCAUUGGAUGAAUGGCGUGAUCAGUGGCUUGCCCACAAGAAAGCAGUGGCUGAAAGAGAACGUCAAAUUUCUCUAAAGAAAGAGAAAUCAAGGGCUAUCAAGGAAUCAAAUGACAAAUCAGAUAAGAGGAAGGAUUCUGCUGCAUCUGAAAAACCAGAUGUUAAGAAAAAGGAGAAAGAUAAUAGUACUGUUAAGGAAGAGAGUGAAAAAAAAGCUGGAGCGAGUAAAAAGACAGUUGCUAAAAAGGAUUCCGUAGAUGUAGGUGAAGCCAAGAGUGCCGAGAAAAAGCCAGGCGAAACUACCCCCGGUCAACCCACAGGAAGUGUGAAGUCUGUGAAGAAGAAAAUUAUAAAGAAGAUUGUGAAAAAAGUUGUCAGUAAGACAAAUGAUAGUGCAAAGAAACAAAGUGAGAAAUCUGGUGAGAAGGUUGUUGCAGACAAAGUGGCCACAUCAGAUGUUCCUGUUGAUGAAGUCAAGCCUUCUGUGGAUCCUACUGGGAUUCAAACUACUGGGAAAGACAUAGUUGCGGCAGAUAUUCCAGUUGCGAAAACUGACGAUGAAGGGAAAAAUGACAAGGAAAUAAGCAGUUUGGAAGGUAAGCCUCUGGAGAAACUGGAUCCAGCAGUUAAUAUAGGUACCAAGGAUGCUACUGUGAAAACUAUAAAAAAGAAAAUUAUCAAGCGGGUACCUAAAAAGAAGGUGGUUGAUGAGGCGUCUAAAUCUGUAGUAAAUGAAGAGAAUGUUGCAGCAGUUCCAGCAAAGGAUGGUACUGACAGCACUGGCAAGCAGGCUGCUGAUGCAGACACCAUAGUGCCUGAGGGCAAGAAACCUGCAAAGGUAGUAGUAACCAAGAGAAAGUUAAAAACACCAUCCUCUGGGGUGCAAGAUGAUGCAACUGAUUCCAAUAAAAGAGACACCAAGUCUGAUAAAAAGGAUGAAGAGAAUGCCGUGGCAGCUCCUGCAAAUGAUGUUACACAGAGCACUGGCAAGCAGGCUACUGAUGCAGACACAAAAAUUGCACCAGUGGUAAAAAAGAAAAUUGUGAAGGUAGUUCCUAAGAAAAAGUUAAAGGUAGACACCUCCGAGAAGCCAGAAGGUGCAGGUGAUUCCAAUAAAAAUGAAAAGAAGUCUGACAAUGAAGACAAGAAGGAUGGAAAAGCAACUGAAGAAAAAAGUGGAUCCAAGAUAGCUAAACAGAAAACCUCUGAGAAAGAUACUCAAAUUGUCAAGGGGAAACUGAAAGUUGGGGAUAAAUCAAAAGAUGAGAAAGUAACAAAAGAGAAAGAUGGAAAAGAUGAGCCUAAAAGCAAAUCUAGUAAAGAAGUGAAAGAGAAGAGGAAGUCUGAUGAACCUCCUCGGCACCCUGGACUUAUUCUAAAAACAAAAUCGACAAAAGAUUCUAAACUACGGUCAUUGUCACUGUCUCUUGAUUCAUUGUUGGAUUAUACUGACAAAGAUGUUGAAGAAUCAACACUUGAGCUUUCAUUGUUCGCCGAAUCAUUUUAUGAAAUGCUUCAGUUUCAAAUGGGUAGUAGGAUUUUGAAUUUUCUUCAGAAACUGCGUGAAAAAUUUGUGAUCAAAAGAGCUCAGCGAAAGAGGCAGAGGGAAGAGGAGCCUGACAAGGAUAGUGCAAACAAGACACCCACAAAACGUCAAAAGGGUGAUGAUCCUUCCGUUAAGAGUGAGACAAAAGUGGACACAUCAAAUCCAACUCAAGCAGAUAACGACAAAACUGUUGCCGAGAAUGAUAAUUCUAGUAAUAAGGAGGAGGAUGUGAAGAUGGAAAAUGCAUCAGACGAGGAAGUAGAACCGGAAGAAGAGGACCCUGAAGAGGAUCCAGAAGAGGAAAUGGAAAAUGAUAGUCCCCAACACGACUCAUCCAAUGAUAAUAACGCUGAGCAAGAGGCUGAUGCAAAAAAUGAAUCUGAAAAUGUUGCUAGCAAUGAAAAACCAGCAGAUGAAACUUCUAAAGGGGAAAUAAAGGUUAAAGAUGAGGUGAAAGAGUCCAAAGACGAUGUUCAACUCAAUGAUGAAAAGGAAAGCAAGGUUAAGAAAGACAAUACAGUUAAGAAAGAAACCCCUGCUGUUAAGGAAGCUGUUGUGGACAAAGAAUUGUUGAAGGCUUUUCGAUUUUUUGAUCGGAAUCGUGUUGGCUACAUUAGGGUUGAAGAUAUGAGAAUAAUAAUCCACAAUCUAGGGAUGUUCCUUUCUCACAGGGAUGUGAAGGAGCUUGUACAAAGUGCAUUGUUGGAGAGCAACACUGGGAGGGACGAUCGGAUACUUUAUAUCAAGUUGGCGCGGAUGAGUGACGUUUGAUGCCCCCUUGUUUUUUUGUUGUAACUUUAAGGGUUUGACAUUCAUUGAAUUUGCUUGCUUUGGUGAAAGGAUAGGUGGUCCUUUAUUUAUGUUAGUGAGGAUAUAAUGUUCAUUGAUGAGACCAAAUUUGGCUGUUCAUUUUCGUGCAUGAUACAAUCCUGCCUUUGAAACAAUUUUUUUCUUCAAUUUUUACAUGUUGCUUUUCAAA